AUGAGCAGAGUAAAUAAUAAGCGGAACUCGAGUAGUGAACAAUUAGAAAGCCUUGAUAGAGUGAGCCUAUGCAUUGUGAUAACCACAGUAACACUAAUCUUGCUGAUAGUGAUAACAGGAGUGAUAUGCCGCUUCGUCCUUGACGAACAAGUGUCCAGAAUCAUACUGAUAUGCCUAAUAUGCCUCCUGUGCAUCCUAGGUGCUGGAGCCCUGACAUUGCUUGAGGUACGUAGAAGAAGGAGCAGACGACAACGCAAGCAGACCUUGAGAGACAGGCGUUACCGGUACUUCCAAGCCACGGCGCCUCCACCUCCAUCACAACAGGACACUUCGUGGGAGUACUCGCAUAGAACGACCAUGCCUGCUUCGUGA
This is a messenger RNA of Acanthoscelides obtectus, 372 nucleotides long. NCBI's taxonomy places the organism in Eukaryota, Metazoa, Arthropoda, Insecta, Coleoptera, Chrysomelidae. The record is from the annotation of a GenBank genome assembly.